Molecule: messenger RNA, 3400 nt
Organism: Chenopodium quinoa (quinoa)
Lineage: Eukaryota; Viridiplantae; Streptophyta; Magnoliopsida; Caryophyllales; Amaranthaceae
Product: chromosome transmission fidelity protein 18 homolog
Exons: 23
Coding region: 229-3060 (943 amino acids)
Molecular function (GO): ATP binding; ATP hydrolysis activity
Source: RefSeq, a predicted model, not a curated record
AAAUAGAGGGAAAAGUAAAAGUGAAAGUAAGAGAGAAGAUUAAAGAGUUAUUUAAGGGUUACUUAGGAGAGUUCAUAUAAAAAUACGGACGUUACACGGUAAAUAUCGGACGUGGUUUAGUAGACCAUUUCUGUUCCCGCCAGAAACCCUCCUCCUCCUUCUCCCCUUCUCUUCCUCUUCUUCAAUUGCUAGAGGGUUAGGUCAGCGGUUCCACCCUAACGUUCAAAAAUGGAAUUUCCCGACUUAGAUGAGCUUCAAUGGCUAGAGGUCAACCAGCAGGAGGAGGAAGAAGAAUACUCGGUGGAACUGGAAGUCGAAGAAGACAAAUUCGAAAUUGAGGAUGCCCAUUAUGAAUCUGAAGAAGCACCUCCUUCUCCCCAUCGACAUUCCCAAUCUCGGAUUCAGAUUGCCUCCAAUGACAAGAAGCGUCCUCGAUCCCCACUGGAUACCGACUAUGAUGAGUGUGUUAGGGUUAGGGUUAGAACUGAAAUUGAAACGCCUGACGUCUCUAUUCAACUAGAGAAGCACGACAAUGGGAUAUAUUUGUCGCGCUUUGCCUCGGAAAUUGAUGGUAAUUGUGUGCCAAUCACUGCCCCCUCUGGAUCUGGUGAACGAGUCUAUGCCAAGCUCGACAGGCAUACAUUUUCAGUUGGCGAUGAUAAUGUUGUUAAGAAAUCCAAUAUGCCAGCCACAUCCAGCGGUCUUAUCUCAGAAUCAGUCUGUGUUCUGCUGCAAAACGCAGAGCAGGAUGCACUGUUGAAGGCUUUACAGUCUAGUUCUGAAGUCCAAGACACUUUAUCUCCAGAAUCUUCAGUUAUGACUGAAGAACUUUGGGUUAACAAAUAUGCUCCAAGAUCUUUUACUGAGCUUCUAAGUGACGAACAAACAAAUAGAGAGGUUCUCUCUUGGCUGAAACAAUGGGAUGCUGCAGUUUUUGGUAAUGGUAUUAGAAACACUGAAGAUGAGGUUUUAUCUGCACUGAGACGACAUUCUUCUCUUCCCCUCCAUCAGAAACAUUCUAGUGCUAGUUUUCCCGGGAAGAGUAGAGGACCUAAAUAUGCUGGAAAGUACACAGAGACUUCAUCUAAUUUUGAGCAAGAAAACAAUAGGCCUAAAGUUAUUGAUAAUGUGCAAAACACGAAGCAAAAUAGUUCAAGGACACCAGAUCAAAAGGUUCUUUUGCUUUGUGGACCCCCUGGACUAGGAAAGACCACUCUUGCUCACGUAGCUGCUAAACACUGUGGAUACCAUGUUGUGGAGAUAAAUGCUAGUGAUGACCGGUCAUCGACUACCAUUGAGGCGAAGAUCUUAGAUGCAGUGCAAAUGAACUCAGUCAUGGCUCAUUCUAAACCCAAGUGUUUGGUAAUUGAUGAAAUUGAUGGAGCACUAGGGGAUGGAAAGGGUGCAGUAGAGGUCAUUUUAAAAAUGGUUGCGGCAGAAAAGAAGUCUUAUGUUGGAAAUGAAGCCUCCAUCAAAGAGGAACGAUAUGAAAGGAAAUCGUUGAGUAGGGGGCGCAAAGUCGUGUCUCUGUCACGACCGAUAAUUUGCAUAUGCAAUGAUCUCUAUGCUCCUUCAUUAAGGUCUUUGCGACAUGUAGCAAAGGUUCAUGUAUUUUCUCAGCCAACUUUAAACCGUGUGGUAAAUAGGCUGAAGUACAUUUGUAGCAGGGAGGGAAUGAAGACAAGUUCCAUUGCAUUGACUGCACUUGCUGAAUGCACAGAAUGUGAUAUACGCUCGUGCUUGAACACAAUUCAGUUUCUUCACAAGAAAAAGGAAUCUCUGAAUCUGGUGGCAUUAAGCUCCCAAGUGAUUGGUCGAAAGGACAUGACAAGAAGUAUUUUUGAUGUAUGGAAAGAGGUAUUCCAAAAGAGGAAACCAAAGCAAAGCCGAGCAUGUGAUAUCAAUUCAAGAAAGUCAUAUGAUGCAAAUGAAUUUUUGUACUCUUUGGUUUCCUAUCGGAGCGAUAAUGAAUUAAUAUUUGAUGGAAUUCAUGAGAACUUUUUGCAGCUUCGUUAUCACGACCCAAUGCUCCAGAAGACGGUACAUUGCCUUGAUACUCUUGGUGUUUCUGACUUACUCCAUCAAUAUGUUCUACGUUCACAUAAUAUGUCUCUUUCUGUGUAUUAUCCUUCACUCACUAUCACAAUACAUCAGCUGCUGGCUCGUGUAGAAACACCUUCUAUUGAAUGGCCUAAAUCAUUUCAGAGGUAUCGCUCAUUGCUGAUGGAAAAGUUGGAAAGGUUAAGAUCUUGGCAAUCUAAAAUUGCACCAUGUAUUUCAAGGCAUGUAUCAGCGAAUUCUUUUGUCGAAGAUACUAUAUCUCCAUUACUGCAUAUUCUCUCUCCAGCUGAUGUUAGACCAGUUGCAGUGCAGUUACUAUCAGAUAAAGAGAAAACUGAUCUGGCUCAAUUAAUUGGCACUAUGGUGUUAUAUUCUCUAACAUAUAAGAACACAAAAUCAGAUUCAUCAGCAAAUAAAUCAGUGCAUGAUGGAUUACUGGAUGCCGUGUCAUUUUCUAUGGAUCCACCCAUAUCGGGUUUUGUGAAUUUCAAGGGUUACAAGCCUGGGCAUUAUGAAUUAGCGUCAGCUGUGAAGCAAUUACUCACAUAUGAGGUUGAAAAACAUAAGAUAGUCCAAGAAAGCAUAGCCAAAUCCAUGCAUUCAACUGAUAGCAUUAAACUGGAUAACAAUGCUGCAAGGGAUGGAGAAAAUGGUAGACCAAAAUCUUCCAAAAUGCAUGAGGCUCCGUGUGAUUAUAGCAAUGAAGGGAUAACAAUGAAUAAGUCACAGAAAGACUUCUGCAAACCUAAUAUUCAUAGAAGUACAUCACCCCUGGGUUUUGGUGGAAGUGCAGCUGAUGUGAAGAAGCCUUCCUUUGGUUCCUUUAACUUCUUUGACAGGUUUAAAAAAAUUGGCCACAAGAGUUGCCACAAUGUGGACAGUUUAGAAGAGAGGCUAGCAAACGCUGAGAGAGAUGGGCAUCAUCUUUUAUUCAAGUUCAACGAGGGCUUUACAAAUGCAGUAAAGAGGCCUGUGCGUAUUCGUGAAUUCUUACGAUGAUGGAGUUCAAUUUCAUUUGUUGGAUGCUGUUGUCACUUGGAUUCCUCAGUAUCUGGGUCAUAUAUUGCAUAAUUGGAUGCAUUUCACUUCGAAUGAGUCAAUUCAAAUCGACUUGUGUCUUAAAAAUGCCCGUUUUGCAAUGGAAGUUACAGUUUUAAUAUUUGUAUUGUUGUACCCAAUAAGAUUGGACUUUUUUUUUUUUUUUUUUUUUUGACGACAGCAACUUUACAUUUAAAUUCUGCUAACUUGUGUUUUUUUUUUACAUGUAUAAAACAAUUGAGAUUACAAACUCUAAAUAAAAUUCCAAAUACCAUUACAUUGGGACAAUUUUCCAAACUAA